AUGCUCGAAACAGUAUCAACGGCCCGCGAGAACCGCGACAUGACCUGUCUCAAUUUUGCACUUAGCUGGCUCUUCCAUUUCGGCAGAGCUCACCCGGACCUUGUCAGGGAUCUGGAGGCAGACAGUCUACUCGGCACGGCCAAGGAAAGUCUUUCCUACCUGCGAGUCAAGGCGAAGGAGACGGGUAUGUGGACGUUAUGGGCGUCGGUGCUUCUCAGCGAGGCGAAGCUGGGACUGGCAAAUGGUGAGAGCGUGGCGACAUCGGUCGAACUCGUCGUCCGCAGCUCCCAUCUCAUCGUCGAGCGGAACAUGAAGAACAUGUUUGGCGCCCAGCUGUCCAUUCUGAUUGCCCUGUGGGAUAGGUUGGGGUUGUCGCAGCUCUCAGCCAUGGACUGUGAGAUUUUCCUACGGUGUCACGCAAGACAUUCCAUAUUCGACGACGAACUCAAGGUCACAUCUCGCUUGGCGUCGCAGCUCGCGGCGAGAGGCAAGUUUGACGAGGCGUUGCAGAAACUAGAGGCCCUCGAUGAGAAUGCCUUACGAUCGUGGAAACCGAGCCAAUACUGGUACAAGUACCGGGGCAUCAUCAAGCUGAAGCGGGAUCUGCACCACAACAACCUCGACGGCGCAGAGCAGCUGCUCUCACAGCUCUUGCAGUCCAAGAAGGACGACUUGGAACCGGAUAUGGCCUUUGUGGUCGACUUCCUCCACAUCGACUGCCUCACGCGGCGGGGCGACCUGCAGGCGGCCUUCAACAAGGUCGAGGACAUGCUGGCGGCGAUUCGCGACGAUAAGAGAGACAUUUCGCUCCGCGUGAGGCUCAUGCUGAUCAAGGUCCACCUGUACGAUAAGUGCGGGCGUCAGCAGCGGGGCUUCACCAUCGCGAUGCGCGCGGCGAGCAUGGCGUGGAGGGCGCGGCUGGUCUCCUGCCUGUGGCAGGCUAUCGGCGCCAUUGCUAAUAUCCUGACGUCGUUGGGCGAGUUCGAGGCCUCGGUGCAGCUCCUCACGGCCGUCCUGCCGCGGAGCCUCGAGUGCGAUUCUGCGGCACUGAGCGGGCAGUUGUACUCGUACCUUGCCGACGCCAACAUGGGCAUCGCGGGGAUGAUGGCGCCGCAGUCGGCCAAGAGGCGGGAGUACCUGACCCGGGCUACGGGUGCUAUACAAAAGGCGUUUGAUCAUUAUUCGAGUAUCGAGGAUAUCACGAGGCAGUGUGAGAUGAUGGCCAAGAAAGCAACCAUUAUGAAGGUUGCGGGGGAUAAGGUGUUGGCGGCGGAUUAUGCUGCUGCGUAUGUGGCUCUACGCAAGGAGGCGGCAGCACUUGCGAUAUGA
Messenger RNA from Colletotrichum fioriniae, 1329 nucleotides. The record is from RefSeq and is a predicted model, not a curated record. NCBI's taxonomy places the organism in Eukaryota, Fungi, Ascomycota, Sordariomycetes, Glomerellales, Glomerellaceae.